This is a messenger RNA of Closterium sp. Naga37s-1, 1017 nucleotides long. The record is from the annotation of a GenBank genome assembly. Lineage: Eukaryota; Viridiplantae; Streptophyta; Zygnematophyceae; Desmidiales; Closteriaceae.
AUGCGCAUGGACAUCCAGGGAGGGGAUGGUGUGUGUGGCAUCAACGUGCUGCCUGGCAUCUACCCCAUUGUGAAGAGUGAGGCAACUUCCUCCAUUGUUCUCCACAUCUCCAUCCCCCCCUUUGAGCACUCACAGUGUCAACUAUUGGACGUGUGUGGGGCUGACUUGAAGAACCCCUGCUACGUGGGCACAUGCAUCAAUGACGGCAAGGGCUCCUACUCCUGCAUCUGCCCUCCCAACUACGUUGAAAGCACAACCAUUGACAACUUCCCCACCUCCGAUCCAGCCAACGUCACAGCCAACACCAUGGCAGUGAGUGGGAGCAACUGGUGGUGCUCCGAUGUCCUUCCUCUUGUGGGCCUCUCACUUGCCCAAUUUGCGCAGCUGAAUGCGGCCAUUGACUGCAGUCAUCCUUUGCCUCGUAACCUCGUGCUUCAGCUGGGGAGUUUUCUCCUCGUUCCCUGCACCGCAUUCUUCUACACCCUCAGUCACGGCAACGCUGUCUUAUCAACUCCACCGUGCUUAUUGUACUGCCGUGCUCCAUUAACCUCAGCCAUCUGUGCCUUCUCCCGUGGUUCAACCCUCCAGGGCGACACAUGCUGGUCCAUCAGCGCCCAGCUGGGCUUCACCAGCAGCAACCUCACGGCUCUCAAUCCCGGCCUCGGCUGCUCAGAGCCCAUCAAGGCGGGCCGCUCUCUGUGCGUCGAGCGUAAUGCCACCUUUGCCUUCACCGUGCCUCGGUGCUUGCAAUACGGUGUGCUCACAGCACAGGACACAUGUGAGCGCCUGCUGCAGCAGGUGGCGGGGAGUGAGGAAGACCCAUCGGGGGCUGUGAAGGUGAAUGCCAUGCGCUGGGCUGAGCUGUACCGCAACAAUCCCGGCCUCAUCUGCUCGAGUGUCAUCCCAGUCUCCGCCUCUGCUGUUGGCAGCAACAGUGGCGUGCAGGUAAGGGGUGGAGGGGAACUAGGUCGGGGCCGCAAGAGAUGGGAAGGAAAUGGAGGGAAAAUUGGUGGGUGA